Rotaria sp. Silwood1 is the source of this 1188-nucleotide messenger RNA. NCBI's taxonomy places the organism in Eukaryota, Metazoa, Rotifera, Eurotatoria, Philodinida, Philodinidae. The record is from the annotation of a GenBank genome assembly.
AUGGCUUCUAGUGACAUUAUUCAAACUAGAGACUUUGCUGAACAAUCUUAUGUACAUAGUGGUUGCUCCUCUGUAAGUAAGAUAGAAAAACAGAAAAUAAUUCUCACUUCAAAAACAGAUAUUCCAAAACAAGCAGCUAUUAUUGAAAAAAAGAAAUAUUCAUUAAAUGAAUCAGAAACAAUACGAGAAGUUCGAAUUCGUAGUCUUUCUCAUUGGUCACAUUUUACACCAAGUAGUAAAUCAAUGGCAUCUGCUGGUUGGUUUUCAUGUAAUGUUAAUGAUCGAGUUAUUUGUAUAUAUUGUAAUACAAUUUGUCAUCAAUGGACAAUUAAUGAUGAUCCAGCUGAAGUUCAUACAAGAAUUGCUCCACAAUGUCCAUUUGUUCUUUCAAUGCCUUCGAAAAAUAAUUUACCAAAAAUAAUUAAUGAUCAACUUGAGGAAAAAUUUCAGCCAUCUCAUCCACAAAUGGCUGAAAUAUCUCGUCGAGAAGCAACGUUUUCUAAUAGUAAUUGGAAAGAAAAUUCACCAAGUAUUGAAAGUUUAGUUCGUGCUGGAUUCUUUUUUGCUGGUACUGAUAAUUCAGUAACAUGUUUUUAUUGUAAUGGUUCAUUACAUAAAUGGGGUCCAAAUGAUAAUCCUAUGAUUGAACAUGCUCGAUGGUUUCCUCAUUGUACGUAUGCUAAACAUUUAUGUGGAAAUCAAUUAUAUCAAAGAAUUCAAACAUCGAAAAAAAAACUAAUUUUAUCAGAAAAUAAAAUUGAUAAAGAUCAACUUACUCGUUUAGUUAAAUCAAGACUUGAUUUACCUAUAGUUGAACGUCUUCGUUCUCAAUAUCCAUUAGCAAUAAUUAAACGUUGCAUCGAAGAUCAAUUCAAAAUCAAAAAUGAUGAUUUUCAAACAGAUAUUGAUUUAACAAUGGCUUGUUCGAUUCUUCAAAAACAAAUUGAUAUUAUUCAAGGUUCUUCAGAUAAUAUAAUAAUUCCAUCACAAUAUCAACAAUUGUUAGAUAGUUCAUCUCAAUCAUUAAAACAAUCAUUAGGUGAAUGCUUUAUAUGUCUUACUGAAGAAAAACAAUUAGCAUGUAUGCCUUGUGGACAUUUAUGUGCUUGUGUUCCAUGUGGAUAUGCACUUCGUUCAUGUCCAAUCUGUAGACAAAAAAUUCAAUGUUUUAUGAGAAUUAGUUCUUAA